Molecule: messenger RNA, 696 nt
Organism: Durotheca rogersii
Lineage: Eukaryota; Fungi; Ascomycota; Sordariomycetes; Xylariales; Xylariaceae
Exons: 2
Coding region: 157-618 (153 amino acids)
Source: RefSeq, a predicted model, not a curated record
UAAACUCAGCUUGCUGCCCUGUCUCUUCGGUAAGCCUCCGCCGUUCCCUUUAGUGUUUCUCCCUGUAGUUGUUAUCGUCGUCAUUGUCAUUGUCAUCAUCACCAUCCUCAGUAGAAGUUUGAGUGGCGACAGCAUUCAGAGUGCAGCAAUUGCUAGAUGUUGCUUCAUCAUCUCCUACAUGCUGUUGUUCCCUUCUACUUGUUCCCAUUCCUCCAUCCCUCCUCUCUAGAGAUGUUCACAAUUCGCACACACGCACACACACGUACGCACCAACGCACGAACCCACCGCACACAUCCUGCUCUCUUUUGCUUCUCUCUCUCUCGUUCUUAAUUCACACAUUCACUCCCCCCUGCUCUGCUAUUCGCCCACCCGGCCAACAUAACACCAAGCAUCACACGUGGGGAUACCUGCUUAUAUUAUACAAACACAUCUUUUUCUCUUCUUCAUCCUUCUCUCUUUUUCCUCUCCCCCUUCCUCUCCCGCACAACAUAACAACAGAACACAACAACACAACACAACGAUGCGCGCACCCACAUACCACAGCGCAUAAUAGCGACGACACGGCACAACACCACACAACACCACACAACACGUGCCGUCACCUAGACUCAAUCUAGGACUAUUUCCUAGUUGGAGAUUUCAACCCAACCCAACCUCCUCUCUCGCACACCCUCUCUCACCCUCUUCUCUUUCCU